CGGGGCCGAUUUGCACAGAGUCAGUUUCCAAAGCCACAUUCGAAUGUCUCCGCCAGUAACAAUCCCAUCGACGGGCAGGCGGUGGCGAGGAAUUGCCGAGCAGCCUCGGAGAACUGGAGCGCGGCUCCUCUCCAGCCUUCCUCGGAAGUUUCCUUUGUUGUUCAUUCGGAGACCCUCCCUUUUUUUUUUUUGCUCGCCUUGAUGCUGCUGCUGAGGGGGGAAGCGGAGUCUCCGGGGAUCCGCUAGAGCCGCGCGGGGGCCGAGAGGGGAGCGCGUUUCCGCCGCAUCUCGAUUCUUUGCAAGAAGCUGCGCUGGGGACUCUGAUGCACCCGUUCCAGUGGUGUAACGGAUGCUUCUGUGGUUUGGGGUUGAUUUAUACCAACAAAUCCUGCACCAUGCCUCCCAUCACCUUCCAGGAUUUACCACUGAACAUCUACAUGGUGAUUUUCGGCACCGGCAUCUUCGUUUUCGUCCUUAGCCUCAUUUUUUGCUGCUACUUCAUUAGCAAACUUCGGCAUCAAGCACAGAGUGAAAGAUUUGGAUACAAGGAGGUGGUUUUGAAAGGUGAUGCCAGAAAACUCAACUUGCACGGGCAGACUUGCGCCGUCUGCCUAGAAGACUUUAAAGUGAAAGAUGAGCUGGGAGUGUUGCCAUGCCAACAUGCCUUCCACAGAAAGUGCCUCGUGAAGUGGCUGGAAGUCCGGUGUGUCUGCCCCAUGUGCAACAAGCCCAUUGCAGGCCCCACAGAGCCUCACCAGAGCAUCGGGACCCUCCUGGAUGAGCUGGUGUGACAUUUGCCUCCCCCCACCCACAACUGCUGCCCCAUAGCAGAGCCUCUGCUGAAGCAGACUGUUGCCCAGAGACUCUGUAUUUCAUACUUGCUUCCCAGACAGAGACACCUUCUGCCGGGUAUUGUCAUCUCCCUCCCAGAAGGAGGGAAAGAAGGACCAUGUCGAGUGCCAAGACAGAGGGCGAGUAGGCCUUGCAGCCAGUCUGCAGCCUGGGAGCAAUCGCAAGGGGAUGCUGGAUGAAGUCAAGCCUGAAAGCCGUGUGCCACCAUUCUCUAAUGCACCAAGAGCUUGGAUGCACCUCCCAUGAGGACAAUACAAGUCUCUGCCACCAGAUUCUGAAACUGGACUCUUGGGGACACUUUGAGCUCCAGCAGCCAGAUCGAGUCUUCCCUUCCUCUAGGAAUUGCAGCCAACAAAAGGCAAUUGUUCAGCAUCUCUUCUAUUUUUAGCAGGUCUAAUAACACCCUCCCCCCCCUUUUUUAAAAAAUAGAAAGUCAGACCUCUCCACCCCCAUUGUGGGGCCACGGACUCAUGCUUGGGGAAGUAUCCUUUUUUCCCAAUUAAAACCAAGAGCUAUAGCUUGGGUGCUGCCUGACCCAGAUCAGUCGCUGGGUUCUGCUAAGAUUCUUCUCUGCAAAACCUACAGUCUGUGUUUACAGAUGGAAGAGCAUUAUGUAUGCUGUUGAAGAUGCUGUCCGCCUGGCCGGCAGAAGAGCAAGAGGGUCAGUCUUUGCACCGCUGCCUCAGACUUGUGGCUUGAGCAGGUGGAAAGGGGCCAGGUCUUGACUUUUGGCCAUUCCUUACUGGCAUCUAGUGAAGGAGGAGGAGGCAUCAGGGGAGAAAAAGAGGGGGGGGGCUCUUCUUUUUUGAUCUGGAAGAUGGGUGGGAUGUAUUUUCUUAAGUGGCCUUUGAAGUUUUUUCCCCCCCUUCCUAUUCUGUCCUCGUGCAGAAAAAAAAUAAAUCUUUCUCUUGAAA
This is a messenger RNA of Heteronotia binoei (common prickly gecko), 1766 nucleotides long. It is a transcript of the gene RNF122, whose product is annotated as ring finger protein 122. Lineage: Eukaryota; Metazoa; Chordata; Lepidosauria; Squamata; Gekkonidae. Bases 324 to 791 code for a protein of 155 amino acids. The transcript is spliced from 6 exons. The record is from RefSeq and is a predicted model, not a curated record.